Molecule: messenger RNA, 2583 nt
Organism: Sardina pilchardus (European sardine)
Lineage: Eukaryota; Metazoa; Chordata; Actinopteri; Clupeiformes; Clupeidae
Product: interleukin-1 receptor type 1-like
Exons: 11
Coding region: 191-1999 (602 amino acids)
Biological process (GO): signal transduction
Molecular function (GO): interleukin-1 receptor activity
Source: RefSeq, a predicted model, not a curated record
AGAGGAAGUUGCAACAUUCGAGUUGGCUCAGCCCCGCCAGCGGAACACCACAGAUCGAUCUUCCUCGCGGGACACCACUGUGUCACCACAGCUGGAAGAUCACGUGUCGGUGUCACUAUCUCGGCCGACAGAAGAGAUUCCUUGCCAUGAUUUGAGAGCAGAGUGUCCCGGUGUUUGCCGUAGCGCAGGUAUGUCUCCUGUGUUGUAUUGCUGGUGUGCUGUUGUUCUCUUCACCUGGGUUUCCACAGCAGCUGACAUCCCUCAGGGUGACGACUGUAAGGACUACGGCGUGGAGUUUGAGCGUGUGUUCAGACGGUCUGGGGAGGGGGCCAUGUUGAACUGCUCUCUGGUAGAUCCCCGUGUCUUCAAUGUGUCCACACACCCCUACAACAUAACAUGGUACCACCUGCGCACAGGCCAGGAGAGGAGGGCACGUAUGGGAGAUACCAUUACUCAGGGGACAAUGCUGUGGCUUCUCAACAUCACUGCAGAGGAUGAAGGGGAAUUCAUGUGUGUUGUCAGGACUGCUGAGAGCUGCUUUAAAUGUACCUCUGUGCUGAUGGUGGAGGCAGAGGCGGAGGUGCGGCCUCCUGAGAGGGGGUGUGUCCACAGUGAGAGGAGUGUCCAGUUCCUCACAGCACUCGAGAGCGGCUUCCUCACCUGCCCGCUAUGGCAAUACACACCUCAUGUGGACACAUACACUCUCCGGUGGUAUAGGAGCUGUGAGCCGCUGCAGUUUAAUAGGAAGUUCCUGAUGAUGGAUGACGGAGUUCUCCAUGUCAACAGCGUUGUCCCUGACGAUGAAAACAACUACACUUGCAUCCUCAGCUUCCAGCUGGGCGGAGUCCAGGGUCACAUGACGGAGACCAUCGAGACCUCUGUCAUUGUGAAAGUCACUUACCAGCCAGAAAUCCUCUUGCCAGUUGGAGAGAUCAACAAAGUUUCCCUGGGCUCCUCUCUCCAUAAGUUGUGCCGUGUGUCCGUGCCUGGAGUGGGUAUUAACGGCGUGUUGGUGACCUGGAGAGCAACAGAUGAAUACAUCUCCGAAAAUACAACCCACCGCAUUCACCAGCUGAAACAGAGAGAGAAAGCUGUUGCAGAGGGCUUGAUGGUGGAGGCUGAUCUGUUUUUUUCUGAGGUGAGAGAAGAGGACAUGAAUGUGAACUUCACCUGCGAGGUUCAUAAUUACCGAAGGAAUGUACAAGCCAGCUUCAGUCUAGAGUCAGAUUCCAACCUGCUGCUGCCGUUGGGCCUGGUGUUCGGAGCGUUGACCUUCAUGUUUGUUCAGAGUGUGCUGCUGUACUGGGUCUUCAAGAUCGACAUCGCCCUAGCCUGCAGAGACACAAUGCCUUACCUUUACCCUAGCACAGAGGGUGAUGGGAAGAUGUAUGAUGCGUACGUGGUGUACCCACGCCUGAUUGGCCGGCCUGGCGGUCCUGAGGAGACCUUCGCCCUGAGCACCCUCCCCAAGAUGCUGGAGGGUCACUAUGGUUACCGCCUCUUUAUCCUGGGCAGAGACUGUAUGCCAGGGGAAGCCCUAGUGGACGCGGUAUGCUCCGCCCUCUCUCUGAGUCGUCGGGUUCUGCUCAUAUAUGGAGGGGGGCGGGGCCAGUCCUAUGGGGACGACUGGGGGGCGUGUCUGGAGCAGCAGCUGGCUCUGCAGCGCUCCCUAUUGGAGGACGAGGAGCUGCGCGUCGUCCUGAUCGACCUGGGCGGCGUGGCUGACUCUGCCCUCCCCCCGGCCGUGCAGCUUCUGAAGGAGGAGCAGGGAGCCCUGCGUCCCACACACACACACACCUGCACACACACACACACCUGCUGCAGUGCAGCAGAGGAGUGGCAGGAGGAGGAAGAGGAUGUGCUAGCCUUCAUCACACCCACCCCCCGCUUCUGGAAGGAGCUGCGCUACCACAUGCCCAUCAGAGGGAAGGGCAGGCCUAGAACUCACACACACUCACACAUACACACGCACGCACACAUGCACACAGCCCCAGUCUGAGAGGAGAUGUGUGAGAAUGGCAAUGACAGACUCUGGCCUGUAGAGGGAGCUGCUGGCUGGUCAUCAGUGCAACAUGGACACUGGUUAGAGCUCAAGGAGCAGGAGUGUUGUGACUAAGAGCUAACACAUGAACAUUGGCUGAAGAGAUCAUUUGAAGAUGAUGAAAUCAUGUCUGAACAUUUGAAAUGGUCUCCAACUGCUGGAACCUCAUGGGGAGUCCUGGAACCCUCUGGAACCUCAUGUGGAGUUUUGAAGAAGUGUGUCAGUGGGAUACAGAGCUGCUCUCUUGGGACUGUACUCCUUAAACCGGACGCUGUGUGUGUGUGUGUGUGUGUGUGUGUGUGUCUCUGUGUAUGUGUGUGUGUGUGUGAGAGAGAGAGUGUGUGUGUGUGUGUGUGUGUGUAUUUGUGUGUGUAUGUGUAGUUUAACACCACAAUGAUUGUGAUCAACCAUUGGUGGGACCACAAUGGAAAUAAGCCUCAGGGCUUUUUUGUGUAAUCCUGACUUUCUUGUUGAAAGAGAUGGUGCGGUCUAUGAUCUGUAUCAUGUUCUUUUAUUUUAAAUAUGAGUUGGUCAAAUAAAUC